AUAAUACAGCUUAUACAGAUAUAUAUUAAGAAUGAUAAAGCAGUUAGGAUUAAUAAUCUUGAUUAUUGGUAUAACUGCCCAGCUGCUAUUAAAUUUCUCUCAGUAAUGAUAUCAGCUAGCUUAUUAGGAGUUUUGAAAAAGACGGAAGUCUGUUGUUCUCGUAGUGACCUUAUUGAGAUUAUUUGGUUUACUCUAAUAUCUGCACGUACAUUCUAUUCGUAUGCACCUCAGUCAUAUACAGACAUAUAG
Molecule: messenger RNA, 249 nt
Organism: Aspergillus sclerotioniger CBS 115572
Lineage: Eukaryota; Fungi; Ascomycota; Eurotiomycetes; Eurotiales; Aspergillaceae
Exons: 2
Source: RefSeq, a predicted model, not a curated record